Molecule: messenger RNA, 837 nt
Organism: Paramecium octaurelia
Lineage: Eukaryota; Ciliophora; Oligohymenophorea; Peniculida; Parameciidae
Source: the annotation of a GenBank genome assembly
UUAAAAUAUGAAUCAACUCGAAGAAGUUACCCUGAAUCAGAAAAAUAUCCGUGAUAAAACAGGAUUGCCAAUCAAAAGAUUCUACUCUGUUAAAAUGCAAUGCCAAAUUUGUUUUGAUGAUUUGACAACAAACGAAGAUGAAGUCUUCAGAACAAACUGUGGAGACACCUUUCACAAAAACUGCAUCUCUAAACUAAUUGAAAACUGUUUGAAAGAAAGAUAUCAAUAACUUGUAUGUCCAUCAUAAGGCUGCAGUAAUAUUGUUGAUUUAAAUAAUAAAUAGAAGAAAAACUAUCUGCAUCACUCCUACCAAAAUUAGGAUUCAAUUUUCAAUAAAUCAACAUCUAUUUUAGCGCAUAAUUGGAUGAAUUAGUAAUUAAACAUUAAAAUAAAUUCUCAUGUUGUCCAACACUUGGAUGUUAAAACAUUUUCAUCAUCAAUCCAAGUGGAGAUCCAAUGUUUAACUGCGAAUUUUGCGAAAAAAUAUAUUGUCUGAGAUGCAAAUCUGAAUCACAUCCUUAAUACACUUGUGAAUAAUUCUAACUAACUAAAAAUAAAGAAGUAAAAAUCAAUUAAAUCAUAUUAAUUAUAGAGCAAUGAAAGAGAAUUCAAGAGGUUAGUCGAAAAUAUGAAUUGCAAAAAAUGUACCAAUUGCGGAGCUUGGAUCUUGAAAGAAAAAGUAAGAGACUUGUCUGAUUAUAGGGAUGCAAUCACAUGAAAUGCAAAUGCACUUACGAAUUCUGCUAUAGAUGUGGAAGAAAGUAUAGACACCCAGACUGCAAAUGUCCCUUGUUUGACAGAGACAAUUUACCCUAACCAUGAAAAAAAAUACAUAAC